Malurus melanocephalus (red-backed fairy wren) is the source of this 3462-nucleotide messenger RNA. It is a transcript of the gene NIBAN1, whose product is annotated as niban apoptosis regulator 1. The coding region runs from base 85 to 3432 and encodes 1115 amino acids. Lineage: Eukaryota; Metazoa; Chordata; Aves; Passeriformes; Maluridae. The transcript has 14 exons. The record is from RefSeq and is a predicted model, not a curated record.
CGCCUGCAGAGGAAGCAGCGGGAGCGGCCCGGGCCGGGCCGGGCUCGGCGGGAUCGCGGUGGGACCGCAGCUCCGCAGCGAACCAUGGGCACCUCUGCCUCCGCACCGCUGGACGACGGCAAGUGCGCCUACAUCCGAGGGAAGACAGAGGCCACCAUCAAGAACUUCAGCCCCCACUACCGCCGGCAGUACGCCGUGGCCUUCUGCAGGCACAUCCAGGAGGAGCUGGAGCAGCACCGCCACUGCCAGUCCCGCUUCCUGAAAACCAAGCCCCCAGGGGAAGCCGGGACCGUUCUGUAUGAGGCAGAGCUGCUGCACUUUGCCGAGGACCUGAGGAAGUGGAAGGACAGAUAUGUGGUGAUCAGAAACGACUACACUGUGGAUUGCUUUGAGACCAAAGAGGCCUACCAGAAAGGAGGCAGCCCUAAAUAUCACAUUCUACCUGCAGGAGGCAAAGUCCUGACUUCAGAAGAAGAUUACAACUUGCUGUCUGAUAAACAUUUUCCAGACCCUGUUGGCUCGAGCGAGAAGGAGGGGACUGCAGCCUUUGUGCCGCUGCCGAAGGAGUUCCCGGUGUACCUGUGGCAGCCCUUCUCCCUGCACAGCUGCUACUGCUUCUCGGAGCCCGGGGCGCAGAGACACUUCAGCGCCGUGCUGGGGGACUGUGUGCGGCAUUCCAACCACGACUUUCUGAAGCAGACCACAUAUGAAGUGGAGGCAUUCUUAGAGGCCAUUCAGUUCUUCCGGCAGGAGAAAGGCCACUAUGGCAUGUGGGAAAUGAUAGCUGGCAAUGAAAAAGAGAUCCUGAGCAACCUGGUGAUGGAGGAGCUGCUGCCUAACCUCCAGACAAUGAUCCUGCCGAAAAUGAAGGGAAAGAGGAACGACAGGAAGCGGGCCUGGUUCGGGAUCGUAGAGGAAACCUACAGCUUGGUCCAGCAGCAGGUGGCAGAAGAAUUGAAUACCUUGAAAGAAGAAUGUAGGGAAUUUGCAAAAACUCUGGAAGGAACCAUUCGUUCAGACAUGGAUCAGAUUCUGAACUCCAAGAACUUCUUAGCCGGAAAAAUCAAAGCCAGYGUGUGUGAGCCUGCCCAGAAGUGCUGUGCAGAGAACAUCCAGCCAUUCCUCAGCUCCAUCCUGGAGGAGCUCAUGGGCCCCAUCAGCUCUGGCUUCACCCAAGUGCGCUCCCUUUUUGAUAAGGAAGUGAACGACAUCAUCCAGGACUUCCAGAAGACCAAUGACAUGACCAGGCUGAAGGAGAACGUGGAUCAGCUCAUGAGCCUGCCCUACAACUCAGUGAAAAUGGAGCCCUGCUAUCUGAAAGUGAACCAGCUCCAGGAGCUCCUGCACGACCUCAAGAGUCGCUUCAAGGCCUAUCACAUUGACUCUGUGAUUCAGAGGACACAGAACUUCAUGCAAGAGCUGAUGGAAAAUGCAGUUUAUACGUUUGAGCAGUUGUUCUCUCCRAGCCACCAGGCAGACUCGGCCAAAGUCGCAACCACCAUUGAAAAGGUCAAGCUGAGAGUGCUGAAGCAAUACGACUAUGACAGCAGCACCAUCCGCAAGCAGAUAUUCCAGGAGGCACUGGUGCAGAUCACCUUGCCCACCAUGCAGAAGACACUGGCUUCCACGUGCAAACCAGAGCUGCAGAGAUACGAGCAGUACAUUUUUGCUGAUUACACGAGUGUGAUCCAAGUAGAGAACGUGUAYGAAGAGAUUUUAUAUCAGACAGUGCUCGACGAGGCCCUGAAAGUGAUCAAAGAAGCCGCCGUUCUGAAGAAGCACAACCUGUUUGAGGAUAACCUGAACGUGCCCUGUGAGAGUGUGUCCAGCCUGACAGAGCUGAGGACCCCGGCGGGGUCAGCACAGAGCACCCCAGCCAAGACACCCACUGCCCCUCGAGCCGAGAGCUCGGACACCGAGAGCCAUGGGGACGAAACACUUGUCGCGACAGGGAAAAUUGUCUGGGAGAAGGAUGCUGAGGAGGGAAGGUCCCGAGACAAAGAGGCAAGUGCUUCUGUUGGUGCAGCUGGUGAUCAGGCCAGCAGGAGGGAAGUGGUGGCUGUUACAGACAUYAGUGACAAACACGAGUCCCCUUCGGCUGGCUGCACUGAACAAGGAGCUGCAGAGGGGAAAAGCACAUUGGAGAAUGAAUCAGGGCAUGUAGUGAACGCUGAGAGAGAACUCGAGGCACAGCAAGAAGCUGGGGAGGAGAAAGUGGCUUCUGGGACUGACACURCAGUAAAGAAUUUUGGAGCCAGCCCUAAAAAAGAACCUAAAGUACCUGAAGGAGCAGCAGAGGAAAAGGUGACUUCAGAGRGUCAAAUGGCAACAGCUGCUGCAUCUGUCAGCAGCACUGAGAAMGAAAGCAAAGCACAGGAAGAAGUUYCUGAGAUAAAGSUCRCUUCCCCACCUGAGAGUGUAACAGAUGCAGAGAUUUUAGGGAGUGCAGAAAAGACAAGCAAGGUAGAACAUGAAAUUAUGGGAAAAUUAUCUCACAGUGAAAAUGCAGUAGGAACAGAGUUUGAAGGGGAUAGUAAAAAAGAAAGCAGUGAGAGUACUGAGRCAAAGAUUAUUUUACUGGAUGAAAAGACAGAGAAAGCAGGGCUUGGGGAUAGCCCUGGAAAAGAAAGCCAGUCGGAAGAAAAUAGUUGUAAAUGCCCCGAUGAUGUGAAUGAGAUAAGGAGCUUGCUGAUGCUGACAGUUGAGAUCCCAGCAGACACUCCAGCUGARAAUAUCCAGGAGGUCUGCAAGGGCRAGCUGCUGAAGCUGCGGGAGCACCAGAAUGGCAACUAUGAGUUGAGCGAAGUGGCUGUGGCAGAAAUUCAGGUGAGCCAGGCAGGGAGGAGUGAAGAUGCAGCAGAACGUGUGGAGUUCAAGGAGGAGCCACCAGCCUUUGCCAGUCCGGGGAGAGAUGGGCUGAGUGUAGAGAGCGUACCCAGAGGGGCACAAGCAUCGUGGCUGGUGGAGAACUCGGAUUCACCUCAGGGGGCAAAGGCAGAGGUGGAGAGCAAGCAAAGCGUGUGGUACACGGGCGUGGAGAGUGAGAGGUGGCAGCCAGAGGAACGCACGGGAAAUGCGGUGGCAGGCAGCAGGCUGGAGGGGGAGGAAGGAGCGGAUCAGAGCCAUGCGGUCCCGGGGGAGGCAGGCACACAGAGCUCCCUCCYGAGCCCYGSCGCAGAUGCAGGCACAGGGAACGUGCCCAUCCUGGAUAGCGCGAAUCCCGGGCCGGGACUGCUGGAGCCGGUGUCCCUGGUGCCGCAGCAGCGCCAGGGGCAGCGCCCGGCACAGGGCACGGCACACGGGGAGCSUGCAGAGGGGCAGCCCGGAGAGCAGGCAGCUUCACCCACAGCGAUCCACAGUGCAGCAGGAACGCACUUGCUGCCGGAAGAGCACAGACAAGUUGGCUCUGCACAGCAAAACUCGGAGGAGUAAGAAGCAGCUUUCAGCGCAGCCCUGCAUGAU